AUGGACUUCACAGAUUGUUCCGACUUGCUCCGACACGGAUUUACUGCUAAUGGUGUUUACACCAUCUACCCAUCGACUCUCUGGCGACCACUUCAAGUCUACUGCGAUCAAACGACGGCUGGGGGUGGCUGGACUGUGAUUCAACGGAGACAAGACGGUUCAGAAAACUUCACCAGGCCCUGGAUCGAUUAAGCCUAUGGAUUCGGGACCCUGAGCGAUGAAUUCUGGCUGGGUAAUGAGUUCAUACAUCGACUUACGUCAACAGUACCCAAUGAGCUGAGAAUAGAGUUGCAGGAUUUUGAAAACGACUAUCGCCAGGCUCAGUACGGACGCUUCGUUGUGGGGCCAGAAUCCGAUCUGUAUAGAUCAACGAUUGCAUUCUUCAAAGGGAACGUAACAGAUUCUUUGAUUUCUGAGCACAACAACAAGCAGUUUUCCACUGUCGAUAACGGUCCAUCACAAACCUGUGCAAAGCAGUACAAAGGCGGUUUCUGGUACGGCACGUGUCAUAAUGUGAACAUUAACGGGUUAUAUCUUAAAGGCAAACACGAAACAUACGCUGACGGUGUUAUCUGGAAGGAUUUUAAGGGAUAUCAUUACUCUCUCAAAUUCACCGAGAUGAAAAUCAGACCUCAUUAA
Molecule: messenger RNA, 639 nt
Organism: Dreissena polymorpha
Lineage: Eukaryota; Metazoa; Mollusca; Bivalvia; Myida; Dreissenidae
Product: ryncolin-2-like
Exons: 1
Source: RefSeq, a predicted model, not a curated record